Molecule: messenger RNA, 2742 nt
Organism: Caenorhabditis briggsae
Lineage: Eukaryota; Metazoa; Nematoda; Chromadorea; Rhabditida; Rhabditidae
Gene: Cbr-tsn-1
Product: Protein CBR-TSN-1
Exons: 4
Coding region: 1-2742 (913 amino acids)
Biological process (GO): regulatory ncRNA-mediated gene silencing; mRNA catabolic process
Cellular component (GO): nucleus; cytosol; RISC complex
Molecular function (GO): nuclease activity; RNA binding
Source: RefSeq, a predicted model, not a curated record
AUGUCCGACGCCGCAGCCACCGCCUCCCCAAUCGCUCCACCACCAGCCUCAUCCACCACGCCAGCCGUUCGCCGUGGUCUGGUCAAGUCGGUGCUUUCAGGAGACGCCGUCAUUCUUCAAGGACAGCCACAGAACGGACCACCACCAGAGUGGACUGUCUACCUGAGCAACGUGUCGGCUCCGCGACUCGGGCGCCGUCCAACCGACUCUGCACCAGCCACUCCAGACGAGCCAUACGCCUGGGAAGCUCGAGAGUUCCUCCGUGGCAAGCUCGUGGGACAGUUCGUCACAUUCGUUAGAGACUUCACCGCCACUUCUGGACGUGACCAUGGACGUGUCUAUUUGGGAGGAACCAGCCCAGCUGACGCAGAGAAUGUUGCUGAGGAAGCAGUAGCUGCUGGUCUUUUGGAAGUUCGCCAAGGAAAGAUCACUGAUGAUUAUACCACAAAGCUUCUCGAACUCCAAGAGCAAGCCAAAGCAUCAGGAAAAGGAAAAUGGAGCUCCACUCCUGGAACCAUUCGUGAGAUUCGUUGGGUGAUUGAUAACCCACGUGAGUUGGUCGACAAAUACGCCCAGAAGCCAAUUGACGCUGUCAUCGAGAUGGUUCGCGAUGGAUCUACCGUUCGUGCUUUCCUCCUUCCAAACUACGAGUACAUCACUCUCCAACUUUCCGGAGUCCGUGCUCCAUCAACCAAGAAUCCAACUUCCCAUGAUUCUCGCGCCGAGCCAUUCUCAGAGGAAGCCAAGUUCUUCGUCGAGUCCAGACUUCUCCAGCGUGACGUGCAAAUCAUUCUUGAGUCCACUUCCAACCAGAACUUUGUCGGAUCUAUCAUUCAUCCAAAGGGAAACAUUGCCGAAUCACUUCUCCGUGAAGGAUACGCCAAGUGUGUUGAUUGGAGCAUCGGAUUGUGCACAGGAGGAGCACAGAAGCUUCGUGACGCUGAACGACAAGCCAAGGAGAAGAGAGUCCGCCUGUGGAAGAGCUACACACCAGCUGCUUCUGGAUAUUCCGGAGAUCGCAAGGCUUUCAGCGCCAAGGUGGUCGAGGUCGUUCUCAAUGACGCAGUUGUGGUACAAAAGGAGGAUGGAACUGAAAUGAAGCUUCACCUCUCCUCAGUCAGACUUCCAAAAGAGACUGCAGAAGACAAACAGCCAUCAGUUGGCCGUCAAUUCCGUCCACUCUACGAUGUUCCAUUCAUGUUUCAAGCUCGCGAAUUCCUUCGUAAGAGAAUUCAUGGAAAGAAGGUUCAAGUGCAAAUCGACUACGUUCAACCAAAGACAGACAACUUCCCAGAAAAGACCUGCGCUACUAUUAAGCACGGAGACCUCAACAUUGCCGAAGGACUUAUCAGCCGUGGAUUGAGCAAGGUUGUCCGUCACCGUGCCGAUGAUGAGAACCGAUCCUGCGAGUAUGAUCUUCUUCUGGCCGCCGAAGCUAAUGCCGAGAAGGGAAAGAAGGGAUUGUUCGCUGACAAGACUGCCGAGAAGAAGGACACUCUCAGAAUCCAGGAGAUCGCUGGAGACGUCGCCAAGUCCAAGCAGUUCCUCCCAUACCUUCAGAGAGGAGGAAGAGCCGAAGGAGUCGUCGAAUUCUUGUCCGGAGGAUCCCGUCUCCGUAUCUACAUUCCAAAGGAAACUGUUCUCAUCACCUUCUUGCUCGGAGGAAUCAACUGCCCAAAGGGAUCCCGUGUUGGACCAGGAGGAGUUACUAUUGGAGCUGCUGAGCCAUUCGCUGAUGAGGCCGCUGCCUUCACCCGCAAACUUGUGCUCCAGCACGAGGUUCAACUCGAAGUCGAGUCUACUGACAAAAACGGAAACUUUGUCGGAUAUCUCUUCGUGUCUCCAGACGGAAACACCUCCCGAGGAAUCAACUUGAGCGAGGCCCUUGUUGAAGCUGGACUUGCCACUCUUCACUUCACCGCUGAGCGCAGUGGACACUACAACGCCUUGUUGGCUGCUGAGAACAGAGCCAAGAAGGCAAAGAAGAACAUCUGGGCCAACUACACCGAGGAGCAACAACAAGAGGAAGUUGAAGUCCAACAAGCCGACACUUCUGAGCGCAAGCAGAACUACCGCCAAGUCGCCGUCACUGACCUCGCCCCAGGAGCUCUCCGAUUCUCCGCUCAAAACAUUGAGGAUGGAGCCAAAAUUGAGAAGAUGACUUCCGAGAUGAGACAAGCUAUUGCUGAUCAUCCACCACUCGCUGGAUCCUAUGCUGCUAAGCGUGGAGACUUGUGUGUCGCCAAGUUCUCCGAGGACGGUCUCUGGUAUCGUGCUAAGGUUGAGAGCGUGCGUCAAGGACAAGCCGAGAUUGUUUACAUCGAUUACGGAAACCGUGAGACCGUCGAGGCCGCCAAGCUUGCCCAAAUUCCUGGAGGAUUUGCUAGCUUCCCAGCUGGAGUUAAGGAAUAUAACCUGGCUCUUGUCAAGCUUCCAAAUGAGGACUACGUUCAGCUCACUUUGGACGCCUUCGCCCAAUACUUGUACGGACACUCGUCAGUGUUCGUGAACAGCGAGUACAAGGUUGGAACCGCCGAAUAUGUCACUGUCUACUUCGACAUGGGAAACAAGAAGGUCGACAUCGGAAAGUCUCUUGUCGAGGAGGGUCUCGCUUUGGCUGAUUCUCGUCGUGAGCCACGUCUUCAAACCCUGUGCAAUGAGUACAAGUCUGCCGAGGAUAAGGCUCGCAAGAGCAGAAAGAACAUCUGGGAGUACGGAGAUUUCACCGGAAACGAUAUCUAA